Molecule: messenger RNA, 4726 nt
Organism: Sus scrofa (pig)
Lineage: Eukaryota; Metazoa; Chordata; Mammalia; Artiodactyla; Suidae
Gene: CAST
Product: calpastatin
Cellular component (GO): cytoplasm
Molecular function (GO): calcium-dependent cysteine-type endopeptidase inhibitor activity
Source: RefSeq, a predicted model, not a curated record
CUCCCUGGCAGCAGUGGGGCUUACAGAACUCAGGACCAACCAGGUCCAGGGCUGGAGGAGUGUGAGCCAAACCCCUUCUGCGCUGCAUCCCGUGUUCUCGCGUCCUCUCCGGGUUCUACUCUGCGCGACUCAGAGCAAAUUGGUUGUCGCCAUGGCAUUCGCAAGCUGGUGGUACAAGACGCAUGUCAGUGGAAAAACCAGUGGAUCGUCUUCCAAGUCAGGAGAACAGAAAGGAUCAGAUGAGAAAAAAGCAGCAAGCCUUGGGAGCAGUCAGCCCUCCAGAAUUCAGGCUGGUGGAACAGCCCCAGUCACCAAGGUAUCGCCUUCCUCUGCUUCAACGAGCAAGUCUUCCAGUAUGAAUCCCACAGAAACCAAGGCCAUUCCAGUCAGCAAACAGCUGGAAGGACCGCAUUCUCCCAACAAGAAAAGACACAAAAAACAGGCUGUAAAAACAGAACCUGAAAAGAAGUCACAAUCAACUAAGCCAUCUGUGGUUCAUGAGAAAAAAACCCAAGAAGUAAAGCCAAAGGAACACCCAGAGCCAAAAAGCCUACCCACGCACUCAGCAGAUGCAGGGAGCAAGCGUGCUCAUAAAGAAAAAGCAGUUUCCAGAUCUAAUGAGCAGCCAACAUCAGAGAAAUCAACAAAACCAAAGGCUAAACCACAGGACCCGACCCCCAGUGAUGGAAAGCUUUCUGUUACUGGUGUAUCUGCAGCAUCUGGCAAACCAGCUGAGACGAAAAAAGAUGAUAAAUCAUUAACAUCGUCUGUACCAGCUGAAUCCAAAUCAAGUAAACCAUCAGGAAAGUCAGAUAUGGAUGCUGCUUUGGAUGACUUAAUAGACACUUUAGGAGGACCUGAAGAAACUGAGGAAGAUAAUACAACAUAUACUGGACCUGAAGUUUUGGAUCCAAUGAGUUCUACCUAUAUAGAGGAAUUGGGUAAAAGAGAAGUCACACUUCCUCCAAAAUAUAGGGAAUUGUUGGAUAAAAAAGAAGGGAUCCCAGUGCCUCCUCCAGACACUUCGAAACCCCUGGGGCCCGAUGAUGCCAUUGAUGCCUUGUCAUUAGACUUGACCUGCAGUUCUCCUACAGCUGAUGGGAAGAAAACCGAGAAAGAGAAAUCUACUGGAGAGGUUUUGAAAGCUCAGUCUGUUGGGGUAAUCAAAAGCGCUGCUGCUCCACCCCACGAGAAAAAAAGAAGGGUGGAAGAGGACACGAUGAGUGAUCAAGCACUGGAGGCUUUGUCAGCUUCCCUGGGCAGCCGGAAGUCAGAACCCGAGCUUGACCUCAGCUCCAUUAAGGAAAUUGAUGAGGCAAAAGCCAAAGAAGAGAAACUAAAGAAGUGUGGUGAAGAUGACGAAACGGUCCCGCCAGAGUAUAGAUUGAAACCAGCCAUGGAUAAAGAUGGAAAACCACUCUUGCCAGAGGCUGAAGAAAAACCCAAGCCCCUGAGUGAAUCAGAACUCAUUGAUGAACUUUCGGAAGAUUUUGACCAGUCUAAGCGUAAAGAAAAACAAUCUAAGCCAACUGAAAAAACGAAAGAGUCUCAGGCCACUGCCCCUACUCCUGUGGGAGAGGCCGUGUCUCGGACCUCCUUGUGCUGUGUGCAGUCGGCACCCCCAAAGCCAGCUACGGGCAUGGUGCCAGAUGAUGCUGUAGAAGCCUUGGCUGGAAGCCUGGGGAAAAAGGAAGCAGAUCCAGAAGAUGGAAAGCCUGUGGAGGAUAAAGUCAAGGAGAAAGCCAAAGAAGAGGAUCGUGAAAAACUUGGUGAAAAGGAAGAAACGAUUCCUCCUGAUUAUAGAUUAGAAGAGGUCAAGGACAAAGAUGGAAAAACUCUCCCGCACAAAGACCCCAAGGAACCAGUCCUGCCCUUGAGUGAAGACUUCGUCCUUGAUGCUUUGUCCCAGGACUUUGCCGGUCCCCCAGCCGCUUCAUCUCUUUUUGAAGAUGCUAAACUUUCAGCUGCCGUCUCUGAAGUGGUUUCCCAAACCUCAGCUCCAACCACCCACUCUGCAGGUCCACCCCCUGACACUGUGCAGAGUGAUGACAAAAAACUUGACGAUGCCCUGGAUCAGCUUUCUGACAGUCUGGGGCAAAGACAGCCUGACCCAGAUGAGAACAAGCCCAUAGAGGAUAAAGUCAAGGAAAAAGCUGAAGCUGAACAUAGAGACAAGCUGGGAGAAAGAGAUGACACUAUCCCGCCUGAAUAUAGACAUCUCUUGGAUAAGGAUGAGGAGGGCAAAUCAACGAAGCCACCCACAAAGAAACCUGAGGCACCAAAGAAACCUGAAGCUGCCCAAGAUCCCAUUGAUGCCCUCUCAGGGGAUUUUGACAGAUGUCCAUCAACUACAGAAACCUCAGAGAACACAACAAAGGACAAAGACAAGAAGACGGCUUCCAAGUCCAAAGCACCCAAGAAUGGGGGUAAAGCAAAGGAUUCCACAAAGGCAAAGGAGGAAACUUCCAAACAAAAAUCUGAUGGAAAGAGUACAAGUUAAAAGUUCACACUAUUUGGUAUCUGCAUAGACAAUCUUCAGCUGGUAGAUGGUGACUUUUUGAAGAACAAAAGGCUUGGACAACAAAAUUUUUCUGGGUGGCUUCUAGUGGUAUUUGUUGAGUCUUUUGACAUCCUCAACAUUGUUUGUUAUUCUUUUCCUGGAAAGAAACUGAAUUUGUCUGGUUCAUCUGUGUCAUUAUACUGAGUAGUGAUAAAUGUUGAAUUUUUAAAAAUUGCUUUCAGUUGGGAGAGAAAGGAACUUUAUAUUUCUAAGAGCUAUAUUUGAUAGUUUCUUAAAGCAGCACACACAAAAGGAAAAACCUUUGCAAACUUUUGCACAUUCUACCCAUAGUGCCUGAAAAUCUCAUUUGUAUUUUCAGUCUGCACUUAAUUUUGUUGUUGUUAUCAUUUGGAAAACAAUGCUUUACAUAUUCUUCAGUGUUCUGACUUCUCAUUACCCCUUUCCUCUUGAGCUUUUGAAACUAUAUUUGAUGUUUCUUUGGUUAAUGUGGCUAAGUCAAACAAAAUACUGUACAUCGGGCACUUAUCUCCUCUUGAGCUGCUAAUAAUAGAUGACCUGGACAGAUGAAGAAGCACCACAUCUCUUUUCAGGCUGAACUCUUCUUUACCAGCGGCUAGGACUUCAGUAUCUGACACCCAGCACAGGCCUGCUGAGGAUAACUGAUUCAAGUCAGAAGAGUGAAAUGCAGACCGUCACUGCAUAGCAACUUCCAAGAAUAACAAAAUCUCAUUCUUAAAAUACUCACAUGACUUGAACUCUGGUUUACUGCAUUAAGCUCUGCUUUCCAUCCUCUCUACAUAAAGCUAAGCAGCACUUGUUUUCUUAGAGCCAUUGCCACAUUAGUCUCUGCACUGUACAGCACUGGCUUCAUGGAAGUUGGGUUUACCAAAUACAAAAACAAACUUCUACAUUAAAACACACAAACAAAAAGACCUAACAUUUAAAAAAAUCUGCUUUUUACCCCAUAGCAACUUGAGAACUAGGGUCUGAUAUCCUACAAUUUUUUUUUCUCAAUAUCAUUGAUGAAAUUAAAUAUUUAUCAAAAUCCCAUUUUUAUAUCUUGGUACUUAAAGCAGAAAAAGAUAUCAGGUACACAUCCUAAAACUGAUUUGGAGUUUCUUGUUUCAGAGAAGACAGCCUUCCUUAGUAUCUGUUUAAACUAUGUAUUAGAACUUAGUUGACUUCACUAAAAAUAAGUAACAUCACCAAUACUGUCUAAUUGGAGGUGGGGGGCAAGCAAAAAUAACGUAUUGCUUAUAAUGGGCAUCUGAUUUUGUUAAUACUCUCUAAAAAUUCUCUUUAAAAAUCAUGUGUUUGGAGUUCCUUUUGUGGCUCAGAAGGUUACGAACCUGACUAGUAUCUAUGAGGAUGCGGUUCAAUCUCUGGCCUUGCUCAGUGGGUUCAGGAUCCGGCGUUGCCAUGAGCUGUGGUGUAGGUCACAGGCGUGGCUCAGAUCUGAUGUUGUGGUGGCUGUGGCUGUGGCGUAAGCUGGCAGCUGCAGCUCCAAUUUGACCCCCAGCCUUCGAAUUUCAAUAUGCCGUGGGAGUGGCCCUAAAAAGACAAAAAUAAUAAUAAAAUAAAAAUCAUGUGUUAUACCAAUGGGAUUUCUCACUCACUUUAGAUGUCUCUGUCCUAUCAGAGAUGCAGACAUUAUUCUAAAUCUGGGAAAUAUAAGGCAGGAUGAUGGUAACUAAACAGACCUUUUCAAGGCACUACCAAGAAAAUAAACACUUUUCCUGAGGGAUUUUAACUAUGUGUCUAAUUCUUCCAUUUGAGAAGUAAAAGUUGUUUUUUAAAAAAAGUAAAACCUUUGACAUUGACAGAUGUAUUAAACAAGGAUGUGGCUGCAGUAUUACUCAUUUCCAUGAAUAUAUACAAGUAUUUUUAAAUUACGUACCAAAAUCAGACAUUUGAGAAAUGCCUACAGAAGUAAACAUUUAAGGUAUUUUGAAUAUGCCUGUUUAUUACAAAUGUCUUCAAGACUUGGGUAUUUGCUGGUAAUUAACGAUGAAUUGAGUAAGCUACAGGAUCUAAAUUAGUCCUUUUUCAUCCAUCUAAUUUGGAGGAAAUAAUUACAAAUAUGUGCUUUGAGGUAAAUAACAAUUUUUUUAUUGCCAAAAAGAGUUUUGCAAUUGUUGUGGCAAUACUGUGUCUAUUUAGAAAAAUGGCCUUCUUCAAAAGCAGAUGAAAAUAGGUUCCUCAGGU